AUGACGGGAACUCCAGCCAAACGCCAAAAGGUUGGCUAUGACAGCCCGUCCCCUAACGACACUCCCUCUUUUGAAGACUUUUCUCCUGACGGAGAUGUUAUUUUUAUUGUACAAGGCAAAACUCGAGUGCGCGUACUUUCAGCUGUUAUGAGAUGUGCUUCCCCCGUCUUUGCUGCUAUGCUGAGGUCCAACUUCAAAGAGGGUUGCGCUCUGGCUGAGUCAGAGGAUAUACCUGUCGAGAUCCCAUUACCAGAAGAUGAUGCCGAGGAAUUUGGCUGGAUCUGUCGUGUUCUACAUUGUCAGGCUCACACAAUGCUCUGGAAACCGACCCUGUCCCAAGUGUCAUCGGUUUGGUUACUUGUCGACAAGUACGAUAUGAAGGACAGCAUAAAGCUUUCCUUGAACCUCUGGACAAGUGAGAGCAUCAAGGAGCCCUACUCUGACCAUGCUUUCUGGAUUCUUGCGGUGGCAUCUUUAAGAAAUCAAGAGGCAGGCUACUUCAAACAUGCUACUCGUCAACUCAUUCUGAACGCUGAUAUCCCAUUCAUCACAAUUGCUUCAACUAUGGAACGAACCACCCAAGCAAUUGCCUCAGAAAGUGUUGCCUACAAACUCGCAGGCAAGCUACAAGCAACACGAGACAGUGCCAUAAUGGAAUCAAACAAGUUCCUGUACGGCGAUUUGCCUGCAAUUGUACUCAACGGCUGUGCUUCGUGCACAAAGACAUAUUUAAAAAAGAUACACAGACAUAUCAGAGAUCGCAUCUUCAAGCCUGCCGACUCGCGACUCAUAUGUAUUCGUGCCAUGAUUCUCGCAAUCUACGAGUGGGCUCAACACCCAAGAUAUCACUGCCCAGAGUCACCAUGUGGCAUGAGUAUACGCAACAUUGAGAAGAAAACUUCUGAAUUCCUCAAAGUCGGAUUUGAUGGGCUUUGUCUUGACUGUUUUGGCGGGAAAUCGUGUCACAAACAUGCCUAA
Molecule: messenger RNA, 978 nt
Organism: Fusarium poae
Lineage: Eukaryota; Fungi; Ascomycota; Sordariomycetes; Hypocreales; Nectriaceae
Exons: 2
Coding region: 1-978 (325 amino acids)
Molecular function (GO): protein binding
Source: RefSeq, a predicted model, not a curated record